Molecule: messenger RNA, 2122 nt
Organism: Cyclopterus lumpus (lumpfish)
Lineage: Eukaryota; Metazoa; Chordata; Actinopteri; Perciformes; Cyclopteridae
Gene: dhrs13a.3
Product: dehydrogenase/reductase (SDR family) member 13a, duplicate 3
Exons: 7
Coding region: 81-1361 (426 amino acids)
Source: RefSeq, a predicted model, not a curated record
CUGAACUGCGUAUUGCGUUUUAACGCCAUUAAAGACAACGAAGAAGAGAAGGACCCUGGCUCCACCGGCUCGGAGCCGACAUGUCGGCGCUGCUCUGCCUCGUGGCAGCAGCUCUGUUCUCCUACGUGCUCGUUUACUACAGCGUGUUCAGGGGAGCUCGGUGCUCCAGCUCGGUGAAGCUGAACGGGAAGACGGCCAUUGUGACAGGGAGCAACACUGGCAUCGGCAGGGCCACGGCUCUGGAUCUGGCGAAGAGAGGGGCCAGGGUGAUCCUCGCCUGCCGCAGCAAGGCCAGCGCUGAGGCGGCUGCUUUCCACAUCCGUAGAGAGAGCGGCAACAACCAGGUGCUGUUCAUGCACUUGGAUCUGGCGAGUUUCCAGUCUGUUCGCUGCUUUGCUGAAACCUUCCUGAGGACUGAACCCAGACUGGACAUCCUCAUCAACAACGCAGGUGUGAUGGGGCCAGGGCACACAGCGGAUGGGUUCUGCGUGGCGUUCGGGGUCAACCACCUGGGUCACUUCCUGCUCACCAACCUCCUCCUGGAGAAGCUGCAGCAGUGCGGUCCCAGUCGCGUGGUCACUGUGGCUGCACUUCUGCACCGCUGUGGCAGCGCGGACUUCCCUCUGCUGGCACCCAAGAGGGACUUGGUCUCCGGUCAGUCCACCUGGCACAACGUCCGGGCUUACUGCAACAGCAAGCUGUUUAAUGUGCUCUUCACCAGGGAGCUGGCCAACCGGCUGGAGGGCACCAGUGUCACCUGCUACAGCCUCCACCCAGGGGUCGUCCACACAGAGCUGGGUCGCAGUAUGAGCCUGUGGCUGCAGCUCCUCAUGAUUCCCUUUGCCAAGGCCUUCUUCCUGGAUCCUGAGGGGGGGUCCCAGACCACCCUGUACUGUGCCCUGCAGGAGGGCAUCGAGCCUCUCAGCGGACGUUACUUCGCCAACUGUGCACUACAGCAAGUGGGCGCCAAGGGGCGAGAUGAUGCCCUGGCAAAGAAGCUGUGGGAGAGAAGGAAGUGUUGGGAUGCACCCGGUUCACUGAGUCAGUGCAACGGGAGUCACGACGGAGCGCUUCACGAUCGGCUGCAUCGCUUCAUGUUUCUGUCUGCUGGAACAUGGUUCGGCAGUUUUUGCACAAAGCGAUGGACAGAUGUGCUUGUGGCAGUAAAGCAGGCCUCGUGUUGGUGGGGAGGAACACACUUCCACGAUGGAGUCCUAUCCAUCUCCUGCUGCCUUCACACGCUGUGGUCCACCUGGCUCCUCACUGGGGCUCUAAUGGUCCUCUGGACUCUUUCCAGUAGCAGCUCGGCACUUCUUCUCCUCACCUGCUCCAGGAAACGCUUCCAGGCUGGACGCCAUUAAGGAGAAGCACCUCGAGCAAGAACAUUCUUAUUUCAUGCACUGGGCAAUUUUGAGAAUUUUUUUUCUUCUUUCAGACUACUGGAAAGACAACAUUUACUUUACUUAGUUUAUUUGUGUCUGCAGUCCCCCUAAAUUCAGCAACAGUUACCAUUAGAUAAUGCCUAGUUUAAAUGUAUUAGAUAUAUCUGUUUUUAUGAUGUUGAAAAUAACUUUAUUUAUUAUUUAUGGAGGGAUUCAAAGAGAUUUUCAGAAUUCCCUCUUUAAAAAACGUUGACUCUAAUAUAUCGACAACAAUAAUGUUUUACCUAUAGCCAUGAAAAUGAGCACAUAUUGAAUAAGGGAAUGCCUCAUUUGCACAUUCAAACAUACCGUUUCAGAAAAGUUUGUACAUUUGUAAUUCCGUGAUGAAAUUUACUGGCAAGAUCUGUGUGUUACCUGGAAGCUGACAUCACGUUUUUGAAUGUCAUUUUUAAAAUGCUGUUGGCACUGCAAACUAUUUUAUUUACCUCAACUGUAUCGUUGUGUAAAUCUCAAACACGUCUCACAACCUCAGCAAGAGCUCUGCACGGCACUAACGGUUCUUCCCCUCAGCCGGGUGAACCAUGUACGAUAGAAUCCUCCAACAUGGUGUUGUUGUUCUCUUCUAGCCGUGUGCUGUGGGCAGGAUGGUGGUGGUGCUCAGCAGGUUCUGGUCCUCGGCUCCAGGUCCACAUCUCACUCGGUCUGCUGAGCCUGAAUGUAAAGCAGCUAGACUCUAAGGC